CACAAGAGACAAUUUAAAAAGAAAAAAAAAACAGACAGACAGAUCUCUCCCUCCGUCGUCUUUGACUCUUUUGGUUUCAUUCUACUUGGUCGGAGAAAGAUGUCUCCGGUAGCAACAAGAGCAAAGCUUCACGUAGCGAUGGUGGUGUUUCAGACGGGAUACGCGGGGAAUCACGUGAUCAUGAGAUUUGCUCUAAACUUGGGAGUAAGCAAACUCGUCUUCCCACUUUACCGGACCAUCAUCGCUCUCUCUGUUCUUGCUCCCUCUGCUUACUUCCUUGAAAAAAAAGAAAGGCCAGGGAUGAACACCAGUUUACUGAUUCAGUUCUUCCUUCUUGGACUUGUCGGCAUAACAUUAAACCAAGGCUUUUACAUAUUUGGAUUGGACAAUACCUCACCAACAUUCGCAUCAGCAACUGAGAAUGCUGUUCCUGCUGUUUCAUUCCUCAUGGCCGCUUUGCUCGGAAUAGAGAAGGUAGAGUUGAAGAGGAGAGAUGGUAUAGCCAAAGUGGUGGGCACAUUUGUAUCGGUGGCAGGUUCUUUGGUCAUAACGCUAUAUAAAGGGCCAACCAUUUACGAACCGAGCCAGCGUAUAAUGGACCAGUCCAUAGUAAAUGGUGGAUCAGAAAGAGAGGAAGAAAACAAGAACUGGACGUUGGGAUGUCUGUGCUUGAUGGGUCACUGCUUAUGCUGGUCAAGCUGGAUUGUGUUACAAUCACCAUUGCUUAAGAAGUACCCUGCUCGAUUCUCCUUCAUCUCGUGCUCAUGCUUUUUCGCAGUAAUCCAGUUCUUUGGCAUCUCUGCUUAUUUCGAGAGAGAUGUGGAGAGCUGGAAGAUACUAUCAGGAGGGGAAGUGUACGCGUUGCUAUACACUGGAUUGGUGGGAUCAGCGAUGGUGUUUGCAAUACAAAUAUAUGUGGUGGAGAGAGGGGGACCUCUGUUUGUAUCAGCCUACUUGCCACUACAAACUCUAGUAGCUGCUGUUUUAGCCACCUUUGCUCUUGGUGAACACUUGUACCUUGGAGGAAUGAUUGGGGCAAUACUAAUCAUUAGUGGACUCUACUUGGUUGUGAUGGGAAAGAGUUGGGAGAGUCAAGCUCUAAUUGUUAGCCGCCAACAGCAACAACGCUUUGUUUAUUCAGCAACAGACGAAGAUGGUGAUGAAGAAGAGCAUAACAAAGAAAAGAGAUGUAGUAUCAUUCAACCAUUAAUUACAUCUUAAGCUCUGCUCUCUCUCCAAAUGGUAACCUGCGGAACUACUGCGAAAUAACUGCUGUUCGGUUCUAAUUGUAACAGAAAACAUAUACACAAGUAUAUGUAAAAAAUUCUGUUACUAUUAAGGGUGGUGCAGUUGGUCACCAUUGAUACCAUUCCGAACUUUAAAUAAUAAAAAUUGCACGAUUACUUCA
This is a messenger RNA of Brassica oleracea var. oleracea, 1408 nucleotides long. RefSeq names its product WAT1-related protein At3g53210. Gene Ontology annotation, molecular function: transmembrane transporter activity. The transcript has 6 exons. NCBI's taxonomy places the organism in Eukaryota, Viridiplantae, Streptophyta, Magnoliopsida, Brassicales, Brassicaceae. The record is from RefSeq and is a predicted model, not a curated record. Bases 100 to 1221 code for a protein of 373 amino acids. Gene Ontology annotation, cellular component: plasma membrane.